AUGGCACUCAUCAGAAGUAAUCUGCUGCUCAAGACUGCACGAUCAACUGUAUUACGUCGCAACUUUGCUAGUAUUGCUGACAAAAAGGUUGCUCUUUCCAAUUUGGAAAAAGACAAGUACAUCAAUUACAAACGCAUUGAAGAUAAUCUCAAGGUUGUUCGUGACAGACUUCAACAUCCUCUUACCCUUGCUGAAAAGAUUGUUUAUGGUCACUUGGACAAUCCCAAAGAGCAAGAUAUUAAGCGUGGUGGUUCCUACUUGAGACUUCGUCCAGAUCGUGUUGCCUGUCAAGAUGCUACUGCUCAGAUGGCACUUCUUCAAUUUAUGUCUGCUGGUCUCCCCACCGUUGCUGUUCCCAGCACUGUUCACUGUGAUCAUUUGAUCGAGGCUCAGCUCGGUGGUGUCAAGGAUCUUCCCCGAUCCAAAUCCAUCAACAAGGAAGUAUAUGAUUUUCUUUCUACCUGCUCCGCCAAGUACGGUAUUGGGUUUUGGCGUCCUGGAUCUGGUAUCAUUCACCAAAUUAUCUUGGAAAACUAUGCCUUUCCUGGCGGUUUGAUGAUUGGUACCGAUUCCCACACUCCUAAUGCGGGUGGUCUUGGUAUGGUUGCUGUAGGUGUUGGCGGUGCUGAUGCUGUUGAUGUCAUGGCAGAUAUUCCAUGGGAGCUCAAAUGCCCCAACGUGAUUGGUAUAAAACUCGUUGGUAAACUCAACGGAUGGACCUCUCCAAAAGAUAUUAUUCUCAAGGUUGCAGGCAUCUUGACUGUCAAGGGUGGUACUGGAGCAAUUGUAGAGUACUUUGGACCUGGCGUUGACUCUAUUUCGUGCACUGGUAUGGCUACUAUUUGCAACAUGGGUGCUGAAAUUGGUGCAACUACAUCUUUGUUCCCUUACAACUCUCGCAUGUCCGACUAUCUCAAAGCCACGUCGCGUGGUGCCAUUGCUGACUAUGCCACUUCAUUCAAGCACAAUUUGGUUGCUGAUGCCGGUGCCAAGUACGACCAAAUCAUUGAAAUUGAUCUCAAUACACUCGAACCUCAUAUCAACGGCCCCUUUACUCCCGAUCUUGCUACUCCUCUGAGCAAGUUUGCAGAAGCUGUCACCAAGAACAACUGGCCUGCAGAACUCAAAGUCGGUUUGAUUGGCUCAUGCACAAACUCCUCAUACGAGGACAUGUCUCGUUCUGCUUCCCUCGCAAAGCAGGCUCUUGAUGCUGGUGUUCAAGCCAAAUCAAAAUUCACUAUCACACCUGGUUCUGAGCAAAUUCGUGCAACCAUUGAUCGCGAUGGAUUUGUCGAUAUCUUUGAAAAGUGCAAUGGUGUUGUUCUUGCCAACGCCUGUGGUCCAUGUAUUGGCCAGUGGGAUCGUCGGGACGUCAAAAAGGGUGAAAAGAACUCUAUUAUUAACUCUUAUAACCGUAAUUUUACCGGCCGUAACGAUGCCAACCCAGCUACCCAUUCCUUUGUUGCAAGCCCCGAGAUUGUCACCGCGAUGGUCUUUGCUGGCGAUCUUCGCUUCAAUCCUGUCAAGGACACUCUCAAGACUGCUGAUGGUAAAGACUUCCGUUUCCAGAUGCCCACUGGAGACGAGCUUCCCCCUCGCGGCUAUGACCCUGGUGAGGAUACUUUCCAGUCUCCCCCUGCUGAUCGCUCCAAGAUCACUGUCAGUGUGAGCCCCACCUCUGAUCGUCUUCAGCUUCUUAGCCCUUUUGCCAAAUGGGAUGGAAAGGACUAUGAAAAUAUAGAUAUUCUGAUCAAAGUCAAGGGAAAAUGCACAACUGAUCACAUUUCAAUGGCCGGUCCAUGGCUCAAGUAUCGUGGACAUCUUGACAACAUAUCCAACAACAUGUUGAUUGGUGCCAUUAACAUUGCCAACAACGAGGCAAACUCUGUCAAAAAUCUGCUUACUGGAAAGUUUGAAGCGGUUCCCAAAACUGCUCGUGAUUACAAAGCUAAAGGCUUGAAAUGGGUUGUCAUUGGUGAUGAAAAUUAUGGUGAGGGUUCAUCUCGCGAGCAUGCCGCUCUCGAGGUUCGUCACCUUGGUGGUGUUGCUGUUAUUGUUCGCUCAUUUGCUCGUAUCCAUGAGACCAAUCUUAAAAAGCAAGGCAUGCUUCCCUUGACCUUUGCUGAUCCCAAGGACUAUGAUCGUGUUGAUCCUACUGACAAGGUCUCUGUUAUUGGCCUCACUACAUUUACACCUGGAAAGCAACUUAUUCUUCGUGCUCACAAGCAGGAUGGCUCCACCCUUGACAUUAAGCUGAACCACACUUUCAAUGCAGGUCAGAUUGGCUGGUUCAAGGCUGGAAGCGCACUGAACAUGAUGGCUCAAUAAAUUGACGCGAUCUGAUACUUACUCUACACAUUCCAAAGUUUAUUCACUUUACUUUUCCAAGUGCAUAAAGUCAAUGGGGCCAGCACAUAUUGGCUCAACAUUUGUUACUUUUUUGCAAUGAAACAGAAAUAAAAGCAGUUUGAAAUC
This is a messenger RNA of Batrachochytrium dendrobatidis JAM81, 2475 nucleotides long. RefSeq names its product aconitate hydratase ACO1. Gene Ontology annotation, cellular component: mitochondrion; cytosol. The transcript is spliced from 4 exons. Gene Ontology annotation, molecular function: aconitate hydratase activity; 4 iron, 4 sulfur cluster binding. The record is from RefSeq and is a predicted model, not a curated record. Bases 1 to 2328 code for a protein of 775 amino acids. Lineage: Eukaryota; Fungi; Chytridiomycota; Chytridiomycetes; Rhizophydiales. Gene Ontology annotation, biological process: tricarboxylic acid cycle.